GCCACCCAUCCAGCCAGCCUCCCUCUUCCCUUCCUUGGGCUGAGUGACGUUUGGAGAAGGCGGCGGCUUGCUUGAUCUCCUCCUCCUCUGCCUCUCGCCGCCGCCCUGAGGUUUCGCCCGCCUUGCUUCCUUCCCCUGCGUGACUCUGAGCGCGUGCAGAGCGCGUCCCCCUACUUUGCGCGCUUGCGGCGUGUGUCACCGCGUUUGGGCCCGGCUUUUAAGCUCCCCCCGUGGCGCAUCGCCCUGUCGUCUCUCAUUGCCUUUUUGUACCAGCCGGAGCCCAGACUUGGACACCUGCUCUUUUGGGUUCACCCUGCAAAAUGGGGCUCUCCCACCUCCUCCCUUGCCUCUCCUUGGUCGCCCUUUUGGUCGCCUUGCCCGGUCCCUCUCGGUCCGAAGUGAUCGCCAAGGAGGAAGCCGGCUUCGGAGACUGCGACGCUUUCUUCUACCAGAAGACCCCUCCGGAAGGAUUCCAGCACUUCCCGAAGGUGGUCAAGAUCUGCCAGAAGUACCACAACCAGCCCCACUUCGCCACCCUCUACAGCACCCAGGACCGCAUCCCGCUCUACUCGGCUUUCCGGUACCAAGAGGCGACCCAAUGCUGCCCAGAAGAGGCCUCUUGGAUGGUGGAGCCCCAGAUUGAUGAUCAUGAAAAUGGCUUAGCGGGGAUGAUGCCUGAAGCCGAGAUUGCUGAUUCGGUGAACAAUUUAGGAACAAACCAGGCCCUGACUUCAGAUUACAUAGACUCCGGCUAUGAGGCUGGUCAGUUAAAUCCCAGCUCCCUCCAGAAGGAUGACCAUCAGUUAGCCACACACUCACUGACCAAUACCUUCCCAGUGAAACCACCUCUUCAGGAUGUUUGGCACUGGGAGAUCGAGAACCUUGUGAGCCAUGGUUUGGCCCCUCACUGUGCAAAUGGGAAGGACCUGUAUCUAAUUUCCGGAGCCGUUCCUUCUUCCCACAAAGUGAACGACAAAGUGGCCAUCCCUGAAUCUUUGUGGUUAGCGGCCUGUUGCGACGAUGGCUCUAACGCCUGGUCAAUGGGAUUUAUUAAAGAGGCAGCUGCUGAAAAACGUUUGGAAGAUCUAAGCGUGGAAGAGCUCGAAAAGAAGCUUCCAGAAGGAACCCGACUGUUUAAGAACAACUGCGCCCAAGACAGACAUGAUCCCAAGAAACUAGAGCCCGUGGCGAAAUCUGUCAAAAAGAUCCAGGGUGAAAAACCAGCCCCACAAUCGAAAAAGUCCUUGCCGAUGCCACACCAAGCCCCAAAAGAGGAGGAGUGUGGCUUUAUGAAGAAGCUGUUUUAUUUCGUUAUUACCCCUAUAUGCAGGCUUCUGACCUUUGCAAUUUACAUGGUGGUCCAAAUAUUGAAAUUUAUCCUUUACAUCUUCACGACUCUUCUGCACAUGGUUAUCACAGGACUGUGCACUUUCCUCAAGUCAAUUGCCACGGUGUUGAUGCACGUUUUCACCAGCCUGAUCCGGGUCCUGGUCAACAUAAUGAACGGCCUUGCCAGGAAUAUCUACCGAGUCCUCAUGGUUGUAUAUAGGAUUGUGUGCGUCCCAUUGAAUCUCCUUGUGGAUAUUCUCUCUUUCCCUUUCUACGUCCUGGGUGCCGUUCCCGCUCUGCUCCACGACAUCGCUGCAGGCGUCAGUGGGCUCUUCAUGUUGCUCAUCAACGGCAUCACAAACUUUGUGAAGUGCCUCAGUUGGCUUGUUACGCACAUAGCCAAAAGUAUUCUUCCUCAUAUGUCCACUUAAUACUUGAAACAAAAAAAGAGUCAACGAUGGCAAUGCACAAUUCCUCUCCUUCCAAAAAAUCCCUGUGAAGCAAUACUUUCCAAAUGCAUUGCUAAUCUCCAGCUUUUCCGAUACGUAUUUAUUGUGGUGCAUUAUCAGUGAUGAACCAAUGUUCUGGUAACAUGGGUGAGCUACAUGAGCCUCAAGGAAAAAAUUAUGACCAAAUAAAAUAUUAAAAAACAAAGAGUUCAGCUUCAGUUGGCUGAUUGAGCCUCCAGUAUCAUGUCAAGCCAGAAAAACACAGUUUCUGAAUUAUGAGGGAAACACAAACUGUUUUGACUAGAAUGUAUGAAAAUGCAUAUAUAGAAUAUAUUAAAAAUAUGUAUAUAGAGUAUUUGAAAAUACAGAUAUAGACUGUAAGAAAAUAUGGUUACUGGCUUUUCAGUGGUGAAAGGAUUUUGGGGUUCUUUGUACUACACAAGGGUUGGAAGGGGCUCCAAGACUUCGACCAGAAUCCUAUUUGGGAAUUACAUCUUCAUAAGCGGACUUACAACGACAUAGAUUAGAAAGGAGCAAUUUUGCAAUAUUCAGUUGAGAGUUGAUGUUGCAUUACUACAUAGCGGACCCAACAAUGUGAUAGUCACGUAAUAGGACAGACAUAUAAUAGUACUGAUGUGCAACAGCAUGUACAUCACAUCAGUCCUGGUGCAAAUUGGAAGCAAUGUACUUCCGUCACUCUUGUAAUGUCCUGUUACACAUGGUCACAAUUCAUAAACAAGGUUUCUUAGCAGCUCUGCUACUAGGAUUCCGGCUAAUUUUUUUUUAGGGUAGAUACACUGUAGAAUUCAUUCAGUUUGACACCACUUUAACUGCCAUGGCUCAGUGCUAUGGAAUCUUGAGAGUGUGGUUUACGUGGUCUGUAGUCUUCUCUGCAAAGAGUGAUGGCAACUCAUUAAAUGACAACUGCUAUAAUUACAUAACAUUGAGCCGCAGCAGUUAAAGUGGUGUCAAACUGCAUUAAUUGUAUUGUGUAGAUGCACCUGUUGUCAAGAAUGAAGGCAAUGUGUUAACUAGUCCUCUUUGUUAAUGAGAGGGGCAUAGCUCCAUAGUAUAGGACUAAUUUUCCAUGUUGAAGAUCCCAGGAUUUAAACCCUGGGGGAACUUAGUGAUGUGGCCUGACAAAAAUAGACAUGUGAUCUCCACGAGUCUGACAAAUGGUCUCUUUUAUUGUAAGGAUUUAAAUGCAGCAUGUCCCCAAAAUGUAUGCACACUUAUGAUUCUGGAAUGGCUUUUUUUGCUAUUUUUUUUUCUCACGUGAAACUUGAAGUGCUUUGAUAAUUGCUGUGCAGGGUCAGCAGUUUGUUUGGUAGGAUGCCUUUGUUCAACCACACCUGUUUUAUUUUGCAUGGCUUUCAAAGCAGCAAAGGAAGAAAUACAGCGUGUUCCAAAAGCCCUGAAUACACCCUUAGUAGAUUUUCAUUCUGGAAUUUUUUACACACACACACACACACACACCCUUAAAAGAAUUAGAAAAUCCAAUACGAGAGAAGUAUUGUAAAAUGACAAGCAAAGUGAGUGGGUUACUGUGAGUUUUCCAGGCCGUAUGGCCAUGUUCCAGAAGCAUUCUCUCCUGACGUUUUACCCACAUCUAUGACAGGCAUCCUCAGAGGUUGUGAGGUCUGUUGGAAACUAGUCAAGUGGGGUUUAUAUAUCUGUGGAAAAUCCAGGGUGAGAGAAAGAACUCUUGUCUGCUGAAUGUUGCAGUUGGCCGGCUUGAUUAGCAUUCAAUAUCCUUACAGCUUCAAAGCCUGGCUGCUUCUGCCUGGGGGAAUCCUUUGUUGGGAGGCCCGGAAAACUCACAGCAACCCAGUGAUUCCGGCCAUGAAAGCCUUUGACAAUACAGUUUAAGUGAGGUUUGCAACUCUGUGUUUCAACAAUGCCAGAAACACACUGCUGUGUGCAGGGGUGACAGUUUGAACCCCUUAUACUGUAAUUUAAGAUGCAAUUUCUAUCUCUGAUUAAAUCCUUAUUGUAACAUUUAUUCUUUUCAUAUAAAUGUAUUUAUUUAACCUUUAAUAAUCACCAUCACUGUUCAAGGGUAUAUACAUUUGGGGGGGGGGGACAAUAUGUAUUUGCACUGUGGAUUAGCCUUUCCUUAUCUCCCAAUAAACAACUGAGGAGAUGCAUUUUGUUAUUGUUUUAUGGAACUAUCAAGUAUUGUCCCAUGUGAAUGUUCACUGGGAAUAAACGCUGGUGUAACACCAUGUCAGAGACUGUGAAUCUUUACCUCUACUUUGAAUUCACUAGGAGGCCUUAGGCAAAAAAAAAAUUCCCAUCUCCCUGCUGCAAUCUCCCUGCUGCCCUACUUCCUAUAGUAAAGAUUUUGAUAAUAUUGACUUAACCUGGCAAAGUUGAAAGGAAUGCAGCUAUGUAAGACAUGUGCUGUGCUUCAAGCACAGAAAAGUGCUUUGCAAACAUAACUACCUUAUGCUGCCUUCUGCAGCAUUAGGGGCUCAAUUUUCAGAAGGUUUGGAUGCUUAUGGACAUUCCUCUGUUAAAAUUCUUUUCAUGUCAAGAGCGACUUGAGAAACCGCAAAUCGCUUCUGGUGUGAGAGAAUUGGCUGUCUGCAAGGAUAUUGCCCAGGGGAUGCCCAGAUGUUUUCUUUUGAUGUUUUACCAUCCUUGUGGGAGGCUUCUCUCAUUUUCUCACAUGGAGCUGGAGCUGACAGAGGGAGCUCAUCCAUGCUCCGUAUUACUCCCCUCCGAACAUCUAUCCUCUAGAUUACCCCUUCCAAAUGUCCCUGCCCAUAGUGGAGUACUCCUCUGUCCCUCUCACUCCGGGUUUUAUCUCUGUGUUCACGCGGCCUGCCCUUGCUUUAUUGUUUUUUUGAUUUCUUGAUGUUCUGUUUAUUAUUAUUUAUUGUAUUUUAAAUGGUGUUAUGAUAUGUUGUUUCUAUAUUUUAUUAUGUUGUAUUGCUCUGGGCAUGGCCCCAUGUUAGCCGCCCCGAGUCCCCAUUGGGGAGAUGGUGGCGGGGUAUAAAUAAAGUUUUAUUAUUAUUAUUAUUAUUAUUAUUAUUAUUAUUAUUAUUAUGCUCUCUCCGGGUUGGAUUCGAACCGGCAACCUUCAGGUCAGCAACCCAAUUUUCAAGUCAUUAGUCUGUACAAGGCUUUAACUCAUUGCACUACCGGGAGCUCCAGGUGGCGCAAUGGGUUAAACCCUUGUGUUGACUGGACUGCUGACCUGAAGGUUGGUUGCUGACCUGAAAGUUGCUGGUUCAAAUCCAUGAGACGGGGUGAGCUCCUGUCUGUCAGCUCCAGCUUGCAGGGACAUGAGAGAAGACUCCCAGCAGGGUGGUACCCUGGGCAACUUCUCCGUAGACGGCCAAUUCUCUCACACAGGAAGCAACUUGCAGUAUGUUCUCAAGUCGCUUCUGACAUGAUAAAAACGUGUAUGUAUUUUUAAGUCCAAGGAAAUGUGUUCCAAAUCUGCCUCUACUUACUGAAGGGAUGAUAACAACUCAGGAUAUUUUUCAUUGAAAUUUAGUUAUCUGCUCUAGAUUUGUGUGGAACAUUUUUACACCUCAGAUGACACCAUCCAGGCAAAAGGAGGAGAUUGACAAGACUUAAGGGAACCCUACUUUGCAGAACUACAAAAAAAUAAAUAGAAAGUUGAAGGUGUGGUGCAUCCAAAACCAGCCCCAAUCAGGUGAAAAGGGGAAUGGAAUAGGAUAGUGAUUCUCAACCUGUGGGUCCCCAGGUGUUUUGGCCUACAACCCCUAGAAAUCCCAGCCAGUUAACCAGUUGUUAGGAUUUCUGGGAGUUGAAGGCCAAAACAUUUGGGAACCCACAGGUUGAGAACCACUGCAAUGGAGUAUCCUAAAAAGGGCAUGGUUAACUGACUAGAUGAUUUGCGGUGGUGCAAUGAGCUAAACCCUUGUGGUAGCUGAGCUGCUGACCUGAAGGUUGCUGGUUCAAAUCCAUGAGAUGGAGUGAGCUCCCGUCUGUCAGCUCUAGCUUGCAAGGACAUGAAAGAAGCUUCCCAGCCAACACAUCUGGGCGUCCCCUGGGCAACAUCUUUGUAGUUGGCCAAUUCUCUCACACCAGAAGCAACUUCACUUCAUUUCACUUUAUUUCUUAAUUAGUCGCUCUCCACCAGAGUGCUCCAAGUGACUUACAAUUUAAAAUAUCAUUCCACAAUAUAAAAAACAUUCAAAGUAAAAACAUUCAGUAUGUUCUCAAGUUGCUUCUGACACGAUAAAAAAAAUUGAUUAGAAAAGUGAAAAGGAGUUGCCUAAUGCUGCAAAAAGGUUGCAGGUCCUGCUUUUCGAGCUUUGUUUUGGUUCUUUGCUUUGCUGCUGCUUUUCUUGCUGUUGUAUUAUAUCUUUGUUUAACAAUUUGUAUUUAUUCAUCUUUAUUUAUUCAUUUUAAGUGACGACUCUGAAAUAUUUUAUAACGUGAAGAGCGGCUUAGAAAUAUACCAUAUAAGAGAAUAAAUCAUUUUCAAAUCAUGA
This is a messenger RNA of Anolis carolinensis (green anole), 6250 nucleotides long. It is a transcript of the gene endod1, whose product is annotated as endonuclease domain containing 1. The transcript has 2 exons. Bases 321 to 1760 code for a protein of 479 amino acids. The record is from RefSeq and is a predicted model, not a curated record. Gene Ontology annotation, molecular function: metal ion binding; hydrolase activity; nucleic acid binding. NCBI's taxonomy places the organism in Eukaryota, Metazoa, Chordata, Lepidosauria, Squamata, Anolidae.